AUGACAACAUCAUCUGAUUGGUCCAACCUGACCCUCCACCUGCAGGAUUCAUUAACUCAUGCUCUGAACGAUUUCCUGAAGCAAUGGCAAUGGAACGACACACGGGCUGAGCGUGAAAUAAAUGUCCGACUGGCUGAAGAAAACUUCGAUAACGUUAUAUGGUAUCUAGUGGUAAUGAUAGGGAUCUAUGCCUUCAUUGUGGUGGCCAUUCUAGUGAGCACAGUAAAGUCCAAACGCAGGGAGCACUCCAAUGACCCCUACCAUAAGUACAUCGAGGGAGAAUGGAGCUCACAACCUCAGAUUCAAGCAUACAACCAAAGCUACAUCAUCUCCAACCCGAGCACAAGAAACUUUGAUGGACCUGGUUCACCAUGA
This is a messenger RNA of Hemibagrus wyckioides, 375 nucleotides long. RefSeq names its product potassium voltage-gated channel subfamily E member 2-like. Gene Ontology annotation, cellular component: membrane. Gene Ontology annotation, biological process: membrane repolarization during action potential; negative regulation of delayed rectifier potassium channel activity; regulation of ventricular cardiac muscle cell membrane repolarization. NCBI's taxonomy places the organism in Eukaryota, Metazoa, Chordata, Actinopteri, Siluriformes, Bagridae. The transcript has a single exon. The record is from RefSeq and is a predicted model, not a curated record. Gene Ontology annotation, molecular function: delayed rectifier potassium channel activity; voltage-gated potassium channel activity involved in ventricular cardiac muscle cell action potential repolarization; transmembrane transporter binding. Bases 1 to 375 code for a protein of 124 amino acids.